This is a messenger RNA of Fusarium poae, 2001 nucleotides long. RefSeq lists its product as uncharacterized. The transcript has 2 exons. The record is from RefSeq and is a predicted model, not a curated record. The coding region runs from base 1 to 2001 and encodes 666 amino acids. Lineage: Eukaryota; Fungi; Ascomycota; Sordariomycetes; Hypocreales; Nectriaceae.
AUGUCUGUCAAUAUUCCCAACACGGCCGAAAUGGCACAAGGCAUGCAGAAUGCACCCCCUAUGUCGGACAGUUAUCAGCUGCAGCAGAUGAUGGCCAACACCACUUCUGCUCCCCAGCUGCAGCAGAUGAUGGCCAACACCACUUCUACUCCCCAGCUGCAGCAGAUGAUGGCCAACACCACUUCUGCUCCCCAGCUGCAGCAGAUGAUGGCCAACACCACUUCUGCUCCCCAGCUGCAGCAGAUGAUGGCCAACACCACUUCUGCUCCCCAGAAUCUCAACUUUGUUUCUACUUUCCCCCCUCUGGCUACUAGCCCCCAGAUGUGGAACCCGGCCUUCUUCCCCGUGGCGAUGAACAGCAUGUAUGGGGUGGGAGACGCUUAUGGCUGUAUUGAUCCCCUCGCGGCCAACGGACAAGCAUCCUUUAUGGAUGGCGCGCCCAAUGCAGUCUAUGGCCAAUUCCAAGCUCCGUUCAUGGAGACUGAGCUGCAGACUCCCUCUUUGGGCCUCAACGCUGCUGCUGCCUUCAUCCCUGUCGCUUCACAGCACCAGAUGGGCAUGACGCCGACCCCUUUUGAGAUGGGCAUACCGGCCCGUUUUGAGAUGGGCAUGACGGCCCCUUUUGAGAUGGGCAUGCCGGCCCGUUUUGAGAUGGGCAUGCCGGCCCGUUUUGAGAUGGCCUCACGAACGAGUCAGCCCAAGCCCAAGCCCAAGCCUGCUGCUAGAAAACCCAAACAGAAGCGAGCUACCAAGAGCACUCGUGCAGCCAAGCCUCGCAACCGCAGCAACAGCAACAGCAACAACGCCUUAGCGGACAUGCCUGGUAUGGACAAGCUGGUGAAUCGUCUCGGUGACGUUGCCCACGGCGCAACACUUCCACCAGACGUUUCUAGGAACGUCGAUAUGACACCCCGACCUCAGCCAAAACACCAGGCCGCCGACUUUCUUAACGACCCUCCUGCCGUUCAAAUUGCCCACCAGCCUGUCCAUCAGCCUCCCCGACUGCCCUCCGCUUCUGCAGAGGAGUUCAUACCCUUGGUCGCGCCUGCGGAAGUCUCGUCUGAGGAGCACACAAACCCUCAGUCGAAUGCAUCUGGUCAACAAGCCCCCCCUUUGACCAAGAACGAGAAGUAUCUUCUCCAAGCUGAGCGAGAUGGCAUCAUCCCCCCUCCCAGUAAGCGCCGCGUCGUUCGAGUUGAGCGUAAUGAUCCUCGUCUGCAACGCGACGAAAACGGAGAGCCUAUAACUCCUCCUUCUGACAGGUACUCCAGUGAGUCUUUUCAUGCUUCUUCAUCGUUGCCCGCUGAUCCUAACGAGCCAGUUUUCUAUGUUGCACCUCCUGAUGAACAUGAGAAGGGAUUCAACAACGAUUUGAUUGACCACAUGAUGGGGGUGUUUCAGAAUGAAAAGGAAGCUGCCAACCGGGACAGCACAACUCUCAAGAUCGGUGCUCCCUCCGAAGUUGGCGAUUCUUGCGGUCCUCUUACUUUCCAAUCUGCCCUUGAGACUAUCUACAACGAUACAGCUGAUUGCGACAAUUCCCUGGUUGAAGCUACCUUGGCCGAGCCCGCUGAGCCUCAACAGGACCAGCAAAUGCGCAAAGUCUCGGAUGGUUUGUCUCAAGAUCUUAUGGAGCAGCCCCUUCCUGUCACUGCCGAAGAGAAUGAGGAGUUUGGGCGGCUGUUUGAGGCGCUGCAAGCAUACAACCACCAGGACGAAUACAACAGCUCGGCAUUGCUUGGUGCAUCUGAGUCAUCUACAACCAGCCCAGCCUCUACUGAGACUCACAUCGGCGCGUACGAGACCCCCGAGUCAGAGCUCGCCAGCGGAAGCUCCUCCGACAAGUCCUCCUCUGGCGUGGAAGAUCUGUCGGACCUGUCUACUGACACAACCAUUACCACUACUGCUACUACUGCUACUACUACCGGCGGCGCCCAAAAGCGCAAGGUGACGGAGGAUGACAUUGCUGUGGCAAACAAGAAGGCUCGUACUGAAUUCUAG